AGGUUUCCGUUUCCGGUUCCCUUGGGUUCGGCCGUGCUGAACGGCUGCUGCACCGUCUUCUCAAGGUUUCAGUUCCGGAGGUAAACAAUGGCCAUGGGAAUCAGAUAAAUCUCAAAUAUAAAGAAUUUCUACAUCUGAUGUGAGACAUUGACAUUUCCAGCAGAAUGAAUCGACCAAAGCCUGCUACAAUCAGGCGGCCCAGCAGUGCAGCCAAACCUUCAGGUCACCCUCCACCCGGAGAUUUUAUUGCUUUGGGCUCAAAGAGUCAGGCGAGUGAACCCAAGGCGCCGGCCGUGUUACUGAAGCCGGCUUCCACCAGCUUGCCUUCCGAUCGCAAGAGGGAGGCCGCGUCCACUCUGCCCUCUGCCUCAGGCCUUUCGGGUCUCACCAAGCGCCCCAAGCUUUCUUCCACCCCUCCCCUCAGUGCUCUGGGGCGCCUGGCGGACGUGGCCUCUGUGGACAAGAGGGCUAUAUCACCUUCCAUCAAGGAGCCUUCCGUUGUGCCUAUUGAAGUCCCACCUGCUGUGCUGCUUGAUGAGAUCGAGGCCGCAGAGGCCGAGGGGAACGAUGAUCGCAUUGAGGGCAUCCUCUGCGGUGCAGUGAAACAGCUGAAAAUCAACCGCGCAAAACCCGACAUCACUCUUUACCUCAGCCUCAUGUUCCUCGCCAAGAUCAAGCCCAAUGUCUUUGCCACCGAAGGAGUCAUCGAGGCUCUGUGCAGCUUGCUGCGCCGUGAUGCCUCCAUCAAUUUCAAGGCCAAGGGGAACAGCCUUGUCUCGGUGCUGGCCUGUAAUCUGCUAAUGGCUGCCUAUGAGGAGGAUGAAAACUGGCCUGAAAUAUUUGUGAAAGUGUAUAUUGAAGAUUCUUUGGGAGAACGGAUCUGGGUAGACAGUCCACAUUGUAAAACCUUUGUUGACAACAUCCAAACUGCUUUCACCACGAAGAUGCCCCCGAAGAGCAUGCUGCUGCAGACUGAUGCUGGGCGCUCAGGAGGGGAUCUCAGUGCAGGCAGCAGCCCUCACCCGUCCACCCCAGAUGAGGACGACAGUCAGACAGAGCUGCUGAUCGCUGAAGAGAAACUGAGUCCGGAAGAUGAGGGACAGGUUAUGCCCAGGUACGAUGAGCUGGCCGAGAGCGUGGAGGAUUACGUCCUGGACGUCCUGCGGGACCAGCUGAACCGUCGCCAGCCCAUGGACAACGUGUCCAGGAACCUGCUGCGGCUGCUGACGGCCACCUGUGGCUACAAGGAGGUGCGGCUCAUGGCAGUGCAGCGGCUGGAGAUGUGGCUCCAGAACCCCAAGCUGACCCGUCCAGCUCAGGACCUGCUCAUGUCUCUGUGUAUGAACUGCAGCACCCACGGGGCAGAAGACAUGGAGGUCGUAUCCAACCUGAUAAAAAUCCGCCUCAAGCCCAAAGUCCUGCUCAAUCACUACAUGCUUUGUGUCAGGGAGCUUCUGAAUGCUCAUAGAGACAACCUAGGUACGAUGGUGAAACUUGUGAUUUUUAAUGAACUAUCAAACGCCAGAAAUCCCAACAACAUGCAAGUUCUCCACACUGUGCUUCAGCACAGCCCUGAGCAAGCCCCAAAGUUUCUGGCCAUGGUCUUCCAGGAUCUGCUGACCAAUAAAGAUGAUUACUUACGUGCUUCCAGGGCCUUACUAAGAGAGAUCAUCAAACAGACAAAGCAUGAGAUCAACUUCCAGUCUUUCUGUCUGGGACUGAUGCAGGAGAGGAAAGAGACAACCUAUGUGGAUAUGGAAUUCAAAGAGCGUUUUGUUAUCCAAGUGACAGAUCUGUUGACAGUGUCCAUGAUGCUUGGAAUCACAGCACAGGUCAAGGAGUCUGGCAUUGCCUGGGACAAAGGAGAGAAGAAGAAUCUGGAAGUCUUGCGUGCUUUCCAAAAUCAGAUUGCUGCAAUUCAGCGGGAUGCUGUUUGGUGGCUUCAUACUGUUGUUCCAACCAUCAGCAAAGUGGGAGCUAAGGAUUAUGUUCACUGCCUGCACAAGGUACUGUUUACCGAGCAGCCCGAGACCUACUACAAGUGGGAUAACUGGCCGCCCGAGACUGACCGGAAUUUCUUCCUGCGCCUGUGCUCGGAGGUGCCUCUGCUGGAGGACACGCUGAUGCGCAUCCUGGUCAUCGGGCUGUCCAGGGACCUCCCGCUGGGCCCCGCGGACGCCAUGGAGCUGGCCGACCACCUGGUGAAGAGGGCGGCCGGAGUCCAGUCGGACGAUCUUGAAGUGUUGAGAGUGGAAAGAAUUCAGCUGAUUGAUGCUGUUCUUAACCUGUGCACUUACCAUCAUCCUGAGAAUAUACAGCUUCCUCCAGGGUAUCAGCCCCCGAACCUGGCCAUCUCCACGCUGUACUGGAAGGCCUGGCUGCUGCUCCUCGUCGUAGCCGCCUUUAACCCACAGAAAAUCGGUUUGGCAGCCUGGGAUGGCUACCCCACUCUGAAGAUGCUCAUGGAGAUGGUCAUGACCAAUAAUUACUCGUUCCCCCCCUGCACCGUGGCUGAUGAAGAAACUAAAAAUGAGAUGAUCAGCCGUGAGCUGCAGAUUUCGCAGCGGGAGAAGCAGGAGAUCUUGGCUUUUGAGAGUCAUCUUGCUGCAGCAUCAACAAAGCAGACAAUCACAGAGAACAACAGUCUCCUGCUGUCACAGCUGACCAGUCUUGACCCUCAGGGUCCACCUCGCAGGCCUCCGCCUCAUAUCCAGGAACAGGUGAAAAGUCUCAACCAGUCUCUGCGGCUGGGACACCUGCUCUGUCGCAGCCGCAGCCCCGACUUCCUUCUCAAUAUCAUCCAGAGACAGGCCUCUUCUCAGUCGAUGCCCUGGCUGGCAGAUCUCGUCCAGUCCAGCGAGGGAUCCUUGGACGUGUUGCCUGUGCAGUGCCUGUGUGAAUUCCUGCUGCAUGAUGCUGCUGAUGACUCCUCCUCAGCCGAGGAUGAUGAAGAAGGAGAAAGCAAGGAACAGAAGGCUAAGAAACGACACAGGCUGCAAAAACAGAGGCAGCUCCUCGGGCGCCUGCAAGACCUGCUUUUGGGUCCCAAAGCCGACGAGCAGACGACCUGCGAGGUCCUGGACUACUUCCUGCGGCGCCUCAGUUCCUCUCAAGUCGCGUCACGGGUUCUGGCGAUGAAGGGCCUGUCUCUGGUGCUGACGGAGGGGGGCCUGCGCGACGGCGAGGAGCGGGAGCAGCCCAUGGACGAAGACUCCCGCGACGCCGAGCUGCUGCCCGCCUACCAGUGGCUCCUGCAGGACCUGCCCAGGCUGCCUCUGUUCGAGAGCGUGCGGAGCAUGACGUCGGCCGCGCUGCAGCAGGCUGUUCACAUGGAGACAGAUCCCCAGACCAUCAGUGCCUACCUGAUCUACCUUUCCGAGCAUGCCCCUAUAGAGGAGCAGGCACUGCACAAUGACCUCGCUCUGGAUGUUGCACGGCUGAUAGUAGAACGUUCCACAAUCAUGAACAACCUCUUCUCUAGGCAUUUAUACAGGCCUGAGUCCGAUGCUGUGUUAUCAGCCCUCAUAUCCAUCUUCUCAAAAUACAUCAGGAGGAUGAGGAAGACCAAGGAGGGGGAGGAUCUGUACAGCUGGUCUGAGUCCCAGGACCAAGUUUUCCUUCGGUGGACAACUGGAGAGACGGCCACCAUGCAUAUUCUGGUUGUCCACGCCAUGGUCAUCUUACUUACUCUGGGGCCUCCUAAAGGAGACAGUGAUUUCUACACACUGCUGGACGUCUGGUUCCCUGAGAAGAAGCCCCUCCCCACUGCUUUCCUAGUGGACACUUCCGAAGAGGCUCUGCUACUGCCGGAUUGGCUGAAACUGCGGAUGAUUCGCUCCGAAGUCUCCCGGCUGGUGGAUGCAGCGUUGCAGGACCUGGAGCCUCAGCAGCUGCUGCUUUUUGUCCAGUCUUUCGGGAUCCCAGUGUCUAGUAUGAGUAAACUGCUGCAGUAUCUGGACCAGGCGGUGUCCCAUGACCCACAGACUCUGGAGCAGAACAUCAUGGAUAAGAACUACAUGGCCCACCUCGUGGAAGUGCAGCAUGAGAGAGGCGCCACUGGGGGCCACACUUUCCACACCCUGCUGAGUGCCUCCCUGCCCCCUCGAAGAGACAGCGCCGAUGCGAACCAAGCCAAAGUGACCGGGGAGACUCCCCAUGGGGCUGUGAGGAUCCGGCCGGCCAGCCAGAUACCGGUUAUCGGGCCCGAUGACGACCUGGCUGGGAUGUUCCUUCAGCUCUUCCCCUUGAACGUGGACAUGCGCUGGCAGAGCUCGAACCCGCAGCAGGUGUCCCUGGCCUUGCAGCAGGCGCUGGCACAGGAGCUGGCCAGGGUCCGGCAGGGCCACCCCCAGGUGACUGGCGUCGCGCUGCGCCUCCUGCAGGCCGUGGCCGCGCUGCUGACCUCGGCGCACAGCGGGGCUCUGGUCUUGGCCAUGCACCGCGGCCACGCCGUGUCCUGCCCGCUGCUGCGCCAGCUCCACCUGUAUCAGCGCUGCGUGCCCCAGGAUGUGGCUUUCUCCUCCCUGUUCUUCAAGGCGGUCAUGCAGAUGUUGACGUGGCUGGAGAAUCCCGCUGUGGAGCCUGGCCCCCUCCACGCACUGCUCAAGUCAUUCGCCGCACAGUUCUCCAUCAAACACCGCCUGAGCGACGUCCGGACGGGUUUUGUUCAUCUGGCUGAGGCCCUCGCGUACCAUCGAGACUCGGAGGUUGCUGUCCGUGCCGUUAUUGCAACACUGAAGGCUGGUGAAAAGUGCAACGCGGAACCAGAGCUGAUGGGCAAAGUGAUUAAGGGACUGAUAGAGGUCAAGUCACCUUACCUGGAGGAACUGCUGGCGUUGCUCAUGACAGUUGGCAUGGAGACGGGCGCUGCCAAUCCGGGCACGGGACCCGUUGCCAUGGUGAAUUCUCUGCUCCUUCAGGAAUGUGAAGAGGCGUCAGUCAAAGCAGAAUCUGAUUCAAGCACCUCGGAUGUGACAAAGACGGUCAACUCCUCUGGGCUCCUGAUAGACUGGCUUGAACUGCUUGACCCUGAAGUGAUCUCUGUGCUCCCAGACCUUCAGCAAAGACUGCUGUUUUCAUGGAACAAGAGUAAAGGAAAUGCAGGAGCCCAGAUACCUUCCUACAGACCAUAUCUUCUGGCAUUGCUGACACAUCAGUCAAACUGGACAACCCUGCACCACUGCAUAAGCUUCCUCCUCAGCAAACACAAGGAACUGAGACUGGAGCCAUCCUCCUCUCUGGACUUCCUCUGGGCCUGCAUUCACAUUCCCCGCAUCUGGCAGGGCCGUGACCAGAAGACCCCACAGAAACGUACCGAAAACUUUGUGUUGCGGUUAAAGGCUCCAGAGUUGAUCAGCUUGGUGGACCUGAUCCUCUCGGAGUCGGAGAUGAACAGCCACACCCCCCCCCAGAGCAGAAGGAAUCUGGACGAGGCCUCCUGCUCUCUCAUCCAAUCACGGCUGCCCUUGCUCCACAGCUGUUGUCAUGGAGACCUCGAGAGUGUUAAGAAAGUGUCUGAAUACCUGAUUAACUGCAUCAAGAAGUGGGGAGAGAGCGUGAUGAGCAAAAGGUGUCAGAACCUGCUGCUCCAGAUCUACCUGCAGGUGCCGGAGGUGAUUCAGCACGUGACUCUGCCUGGCGUCACUCUGAGCAGCGAGGGAGCAGCCGCGGGCAGCACCUGUAAGCUGGAUGUCCUAGUUCACCGUCUCAUCACUCUGCUGGCAGACACGGGCGAAUCCAAAUCCGCGGAGAGCCGCAUGUCUGAUGCCAACAUGGCCUGCAGGAAGCUAGCUGUCGCUCACCCGGUCCUCCUCCUCCGACAUUUACCUAUGAUUGCGGCUCUUCUGCAUGGACGCAUCCAUUUAAAGUUUCAGGAAUUCCGCCAACAAAAUCACCUGACAUUCUUCACUCACGUGCUGUCCAUUCUGGAACUCCUGCAGCCCCUUGUGUUCCACAGUGAGCACCAGAGGGCGCUCCAGGACUCACUCUUAACCUUCACCCAGGUCCUUCAGAAUUUCAGGAAGUCAUCGAGACAGCUUUCAACCUUCAUCAGUAAAUUUGUCCAGUUUAUUCAGAAAUACAUUACCCAUGAUGCCAGUGCUGCCGUUCCUUUCCUUCAGAAGCAUUCUGAUAUCUUGCAGGGCCUUUCUUCAGAAAACCCUGACUUGGUGCAGCUCAAGUCUCUGCUGGCUGGACUGACUCUGCCUGUGAGGAGUGGCGUAUCAGAGACUGUAUCUGAAGACAGAGAAGCAGAAGAGUCUUCAGCGGGAUCUCUUCCUCUCGUCAGUAUCUCAGCCUCUGCUCCACUGACCGCGUCUGACAUGGCAAAGUACCUCAAGAACAUCGCCAGAGGAGAGGCCAUUGAAGAUAUCUUGGAGGUCUUAAGUGAAGUGGACGAGAAAUCAAAGCGAAGCCCUGAAAUUAUUCCCUACUUCACUAGCGAUUUGCAAAGGCUGAUGAGCUCUUCUGAAGAGCUGUGCCGUAAUAUGGCCUUCAGCCUGACUCUCCGCUGUAUUCAGAACAACCCCAGUAUGGCAGCUGAUUUCUUACCAACCUUUAUGUACUGCCUGGGGAGUGGGAACUUUGAUGUGGUCCAGACAGCUCUGAGGAACCUACCAGAAUAUGUACUGCUGUGUCAGGAGCAUGCAGACAUCCUCUUGCACAAAGCCUUCUUGGUGGGAAUUUAUGGUCAGAUUGACACCAGUUCAAUAAUUGCCGAAUCCAUGAAGAUCCUGCGCAUGGAAGCGACAACCUAAAUCCCAAAGUGGACAACCUGGCUCGUUCUUCACCUACGAAAGCCUCACAUAUUCCCACAGCUAUCCUUCCGCAGGAUAACAGAUGAAAUUAUAUUCAUUGAGAAAGCAGGUUACUGACGAGAAACCUCCUGGCUAAGCUUCUAAAAAGCAGUUAAUACUUUGUCUAGGGAAAUAAGGGUUGAUGUAAAUACUGUUUAAAGUCCUGUAUCAUAUCAUAUGCACUGACCCGGGUGAACAGUGAGGAGUACAGGAAAAAAUCUGAGUUCUCAGACACUGGAGACGAAUCAUGUGACAAAAUGUGUUAAGCAGUUCAUUUCUGUCGCUUUUCUGUAUAUUCCAUUGUUUCCAGUUUAAUACCAUCCCUUUGCUGUUAUAGAGCAAGUAGUUUGGCUCACAGAUUUGAGGGUGGCUGUAAACACAAGUCUUUUAUUUGGUAUUGAACUUUCUUAGACUGAUCCUACAGGAAGCUCAUUUGCUACUUUCUGUGAGGACAAGAAGUAUUUCCCAAAAGCUUCCUUUUUUAACAUUUCAUUAUUCAUUAAAAACUAAAUUAAAACCUGACUUACUUUUUCAA
This is a messenger RNA of Lepisosteus oculatus (spotted gar), 7329 nucleotides long. Lineage: Eukaryota; Metazoa; Chordata; Actinopteri; Semionotiformes; Lepisosteidae. The record is from RefSeq and is a predicted model, not a curated record.